Molecule: messenger RNA, 1590 nt
Organism: Adelges cooleyi (spruce gall adelgid)
Lineage: Eukaryota; Metazoa; Arthropoda; Insecta; Hemiptera; Adelgidae
Exons: 3
Coding region: 157-804 (215 amino acids)
Source: RefSeq, a predicted model, not a curated record
UUAUUAGACCAUUCGAUAAGAGGCGUACCUGCUCGUCCACGGUCCGAUAACCGACACGGACACACAUGUCAUACUUACCGGCGACUUCAUCGCUGACUUUUGCCGGGUCGGCUAAUAAAUACCGGAUGACCCUGUCACGGUUACCGUACACCAACAAUGAACCGCAUACAUGCAACAUUGGCGUUGUUGGCGGCCACGGCUGCCGUCAGCGACGGUCUUAAUAGACAAUCGACGAGCAAAGAGCGCUCAUCGGCCGCCAGUUUUUCCAAGUGGAUAGCGCAAAGGAUCGACAACACCUUGAGGCGGUUGAACGACCAACAAGACUUGCAAGUGGUCGACGGCGUGCACUUGAUCAAAACCAAAACCUAUUCCCCCCGACCAGCCGGGAACGCAACGGAUGAUAUAACGGAGAGAUUAUCUUCGUUUAUGGACAGCCGAUCUUUGAGUAUCGACUUGCAGACCUUAGACCGUCAAGUCGGAGUAGAAGGCCGCAGACGACACGCUUACCGCAGAGUGUUCCCGAUCAUUGUGAGUACUUACAUGGUCAUGUCGGCCAUCCUCAUACCGUUAGGGUUCAUGUUCAUGUCGACGCUCGGCGGUAUGGCGCUGUUGGUCAGCAAAAUCUCGCUGAUGGUGUCGCUCAUGUCCAACAUAAAAAAGAUGUUCUCCUACGAGUACUACUUGCCGCCUCCAGCACAGGCCCAAGCACCGGCUCAUCAUCCCUGGAAGAGAAACUUGCAAGUCCGACACACGACCAAAGACGGCCACCGGCGGAUGUACGCGCGUCACAUGCCGCCUUAUUAGUGUAGCUAGUUAAUAUAUGACCAAUAAUGAAGUGAUGAGAAUCAAAAGGAGGACACAAGUGAUCACAAGUAGAAUUUUUUACAAGAAAGCAAAAUUAAAAUUACACCCAAUUCCAAAACGGAUGGCGUCCAGUAGUUUUUUUCUUCCUUCGAAUAUCCCUAACAUCACCAAGGGGACACUAUCGCAAGAGUCUAAAUUGUGAAUGUAGAAAAAAUGUAAAACGACUUACAAGUACAAAUAGUUAAAGGUUUCAUUGGCAAUAUUAAUCAACGGUCAGAGACUCGUUUUUAAUUUGUUCACUUUUAUCCUUUUGAUUCUCAUUACUUGAUAUCAUAACACACUCAAUGCUGUUAUAAUAGUAUCCAAUAAGUAUGUAUAUUCUGUUAGUAUCGGACGUUAACCCGAGAAGCAAUUAAUUUUGCCAAAUGCUGUUGUUUAAAGCCAAUUCUGUUAUAAAUAUAUACACAAUCGAUUAUUAAAGUAAAAUGUGACGACUAACAAAUGUGUUAAAGGUUUGCUCGACCAGCAUGUGUGUAAAAUAUUAACUAAUUUUCACUUAGUUAUUCAUUUAGAGUCCAUACAAACAAUAAGGUCAAAACUCAUCUAAGGUUUCAUCCUCGGCUACUACAAUAGUACCGGUGUAUGUAUUAUAAAACUUGUAUACGCAUUUAUAAUAUGUCCAUAACAAUAGAUAGUAAAUAGUAAUUAUAAUAACUAAUGUUUGAUUAUUUUUUAAAUUAAUUAAACAAUAAUAUCAUUAUAUUUAAAUAUGGCUUAGUAAUUUAC